This is a messenger RNA of Centropristis striata (black sea bass), 4126 nucleotides long. RefSeq lists its product as uncharacterized. NCBI's taxonomy places the organism in Eukaryota, Metazoa, Chordata, Actinopteri, Perciformes, Serranidae. The coding region runs from base 30 to 1994 and encodes 654 amino acids. The transcript has 7 exons. The record is from RefSeq and is a predicted model, not a curated record.
AGAAGACGGAUUGAACAGCAACAACAAAUAUGGAGGUUCCUCCGUUCAGCUUCACACUGGAGCGCUACUGGACGGAGGAGAAAGAGAGGGCGCUCAUAGCGUUUUUCUCCAAGCACAGUUGUCUGUGGAACCGCAGGUCGGAGAACUACAAGAACCGACAGCUGCGAUGGAAAACGCUGGAGCACCUGAGGAUCCUUCUGUCAGCUCACCCUCCACCUGUUCCUUUCACCGUGGAAGACAUCAAGAACAAGUUCAAGAACCUCCGUACCACAUUUCAGCGUCAGUAUAAAAUGGUAAAGGCGAACAAGGUGUGCAGGUCGGACGACGUCUUCGUGCCGCAGUGGAAGCACUACCAGCAGCUGAUGUUCCUGCAGGACCAGGAGGAGAGCCCCGACGACCGGCCGCUCUCACCGCUGACCAUUUCACAGGAGGAGAACCAGCCAGUCGUCUCCUCCACCGGCCUUAUUAUCUCCUUCCUCCCCACCACGUCCACCUCCUCUCCCUCCUCCUCCUUGUCAUCCUGCAUCCCCCCAAACCUGAUGGUUAAAUGUUGCUGGACUGAAGAAAGGGAGCGUGCAGUCAUAGCUUUCUAUGCUGAGCAUAGCUGUCUCUGGAACAAGAAGUCUGAAAACCACACCAACCGUCAGCUCAGACUGAGGCUGCUGGAGGUUCUGAGGAGCCAGCUGUCUGACCACUCUGUGUCCUUCUCAGUUGAAGACGUGAAGUGCAAGUUCAAGAACCUACGGACAGUUUUUAACCGUGAAUACAAGGCGGUGCAGGCUAGCAGGGCGUCUGCCAAACCCUACGUGUCCAAAUGGAAACACUACCAGCAGCUGCUCUUCCUCUACGAGACCUGCGACGAGGACGACAGCCCAGACGACCUGCACGUACUGAUGCCACAGGAGGACAAGGAUGGGGAACGUGGGAGCCAAACACCGUCUUCCACUCUGAGCAGCUCCUCCUCUAGCUCCGCCCAAAUCAACAACUUCAAAGUCAACAACCCCUCUGCUCCCUCCAGCGAUGCCAAAACCAACACUAGCGCUGCAUACCAAAUCUCCCUCUCUGCGUCUCCAGAUAAUCUCAAAGUAGCCAGCCAAACAACUGCUUCCACAUUCCCCACCUCUCCAUCCACUUCACUACUGGACGCCAAAGCUUGUACCAAUCCCUCUCCUGUCAAUUUCCCUGCUUCAGUUCAGCCUGACAGCAGACUGAACACAGACUCCCGCUGCCUCUGGAACGAGGACAAAGUUCAGCUGCUCAUAUCAUUUUACUCUGCGCACAGCUGUCUGUGGAACCACAAAUCUGAGGGCUACAGGAACAGGCUGUUGAGACAGAGCCUGUUGGAGACUCUGUGCGGCGUCCUGUCUGACAAAGAGCCAGUCCCAUUCACAGUGGAAGAUAUUAAGACAAAAUUCAGGAACCUGCGAACCAUCUUCCAGCGUGAACACAAGGCAGUGAGCUCAAACAAAACAUGUGGUUCCGAGGACUUUUACCUUCCAAAGUGGAAACACUACCGCGAGCUGAUGUUCCUCUGCGACUCCUGCGAUGAGGACGAGCGACCCGAAGACGUCCACUUCCCCGAACCGCCGGAGCCCGUUUACCUCCACCUGGACAGCCAAGCCCUGAGCAGCCAUUACCACGAUACCAACCAAGCCGCCACCAAACUGACCAUCCCAUCACAGGGCCUCGAAGCCCCUCCCUCUCCUACUCCCCCAGACUCCCAGCGCUCCUCCCCUUCCUCCUCCCCCUCCAUGUCCUCUUCUCACGCCGACAGCCGCGUGUCUGGACGCAAGCGAGCGAGCCGCCACCUCCCGCCCUCCUCCGCCGACAUGCUGGACCUCAUGAGGACGUUCUGUCAAAGCCAGUCGCUGUCACCGCACGCAGGCUUCCUAAAGUACGUGGAGGAGUGUCUGCACGAGACGCCGCCGGACAAAGUGAAGAAAUUAAAGAAGAAGAUAAUUGAGACAAUCCACAGUGUGUCAGAGGAGGUUUAGUGUUUCAUUUCAGUGUCAUUCUCACUGGGGUUUUGUCUUUUCCAUCUACUAAGUCUUAUUCCUAUUCUACUGGACCUUCUAGGCAACCUGUGUGAGGUUCUAACAGGGACAGCAUCUGUCUCCAAACACCUCUUCAAGCCACCCAAUGACAAUGCCCUCUACACGUAUUCUUUGGCUGAAUUGCUUCAAACGGAGAUGUGAGCCGUCCCUGAGCAAAGACACCAAAGCUACCAAACCUUUGUGUGAAACUGGUGAGAUGACGGCUGCCCAUGAUGUGACCUGUGAUGAACAACCACCUUAAAAUUACACUACAAUCGUUGCAGUAAUGUCAUUCACAGAAAUGACAUUCAGCCAUCUUUGCAUUUCUAGCAUCAAAAUAAUGGACAAACUAUAAAACUAAGCCAGGUUGAGGGUCUGUCCCAAUACUAACAGCUCUAAUGUGCCCAUUUAGGCCAUAGAUUGUCCAAAAUAUGGACACAGUCUCCAUGGUGUCACCAAUAAGCUGAAAUGAAGCUCAGAAUGGGUGGCUCCCAUUGCUCCACCUGUGCUGGCUCCUCCUAACUCCUGACUAAUACAAAAAAAGGGUCAAAGAGGUUUAGCAAGGGUGAGCUGAGGCGGGCUGAAUGCGACAGGCUGUCAAUCAAAACCUCCAACCCCUUGAACAUACAUAACUUUAAGUAGUGAUGUGCCAAUGAAGCCUCAUGAACCAUUGUCAUUAUUUUAUGAGCCCACUAGAUGGUGCUAUUGGUUUAGAGUAAAAGGCUUAAGUAGUAGUAAUUGAUUGCUUUCAGCUCUUUGUAGAACAGAGAGCACCAUCUAGUGGACUCAGAAAACAAUGAAAAUGGUUCAUGAGGCUUUACUGGAACAUCACUAACUUUAAGGCUUUAUAUAAAUUAAACAGGUGAAUUAUAAAAAGGUCCAUCCCACUCACAGUUGCCCUGAAGAGGAAACUAGCUAUAGAGACCAAAACCGUUUUUCGUCCCAGUAUUUUUGAAUUUGUAUUCUUGCAAAUACUGCUUAAAUUUUCAGCUUAAUGCAUCCCACAAUUUUGCCAGUUUUGGGCCGGGGUGCCCCUAUAGUUCUAGGGCCGGCAGUAAUUCACACACAUGAAGAUGUUUUCCUUCAUGACACGAUGGAUUCAGCUUGAAUAUUAUUAUUUAUGUCCAAAGUCAUGGCAGAGCAUUUUCUUCAAGAUUGGACUAAUUAGAAUAAAAUUGCAUAUCUGACACUUAUGAUAAAUAUUUGAUAUUUAAUCAGAUUAUCAAAGGUUUUGAGAGAGAGGUUUGUCCUUAAAACAUUUAUCAUAUGCCAUUAAAAUAGGGUUAUGUCUCUUUUAUGUCUUAGUGGACCUAUGUGCCUUAAAGUUAUAAUCUCAAAGAGUUUUAUUUAAAUAAAUGCCUAUUAAUGCUUGUCUAUUCCUCGAAUGAGGUAAUACAGCAGUGAUUAAGCCUGUGGCUCACUGUUGAAACACAAUCUACUUGUGUGUACACACACUGUAUAUUUACAGUUACUAGGGUCAAACAAAUAAAAGAUCAAUAGCUUCAGGUUGAAAAUUGCUGCUUAUGCCUUUCAAAAAAUGCUAAUAUUUGAAGAUUUUAACUUUAAUGUCACUUUUUUGUGCUUGAUCCUACUUAUUUGUUCAAAGAAAUGAUCUAAACUGGAAUGUGCCAUGUACUGUAUUUGUAUUUGGGGAGUAUAUAGCCUAACUUUGCAGCGUUAUUUUGACAACUUCCCAACACAAUAUCCUGACAUGGUGCCUAUAGAUUCCUUAGAUCAUCUAGUUUCAUAUGGUGCCAGUAUCUCCAGUAUAUUCCUAAAAGUGAGCCCGCUACGGCCUCCGGAAGAAACAAAAAUGGCUAAAUAUCGAUACUUGGCGGCCAUGAAUCGAUAUAAUAUCGCCACGCAAAAUAUCGCAAUACUAUGCUGUAUUGAUUCCCCCCCCCACCUCUGUCAUUAAGAUGUAUCAGUUGUCUUCAGCCUUCUUCUUUCCUGCCUUUGCUGGCCCAUUGCACGACAUCAUGAUGUGUGACCAGUAUCUGUAGAUCAGAAGAAAAGUGUAAAACCAUUGGCAGGAAUCGGUAUUGUCUCAUCCAAGUGAAACAGGAACCCAGUCAUGGAAAAACUGCUCCACA